Molecule: messenger RNA, 2966 nt
Organism: Myotis myotis
Lineage: Eukaryota; Metazoa; Chordata; Mammalia; Chiroptera; Vespertilionidae
Exons: 2
Biological process (GO): proteolysis; virion assembly
Molecular function (GO): aspartic-type endopeptidase activity; zinc ion binding; nucleic acid binding
Source: RefSeq, a predicted model, not a curated record
AUGGGACAGGCUCAAACUACUCCUUUAAGCAUUAUGGUCGAUCAUUUUAAAGAGGUAAAGGGAAGGGCCAGCAACCUCAGUGCGGAGGUCCAGAAGGACCGGUGGCGGACUUUUUGUUCUAGGGAGUGGCCAACUUUUAAUGUUGGGUGGCCGCCGGAGGGGACUUUCGAUCUCCCCACCAUUCGCCGGGUUAGGGACGUCGUCUCCCAGCCCAAAGAGGGACAUCCUGGUCAACUCUCUUACAUUGUUACUUGGCAGGACCUCGUGGAAAAUCCACCACCUUGGCUUAGGCCCUUCCUACCUCCACACCCUCCGGAGCCAGAACCCAUUCUUGCCUUACAGGAAGCGGAGAAGAAGGAGAAGAAAGCCACCCUGCCGUCAGCUCCAGCUCCCCCCUACCCGGUUUUGCAGGAGGGAACUGGAGAAGAGUUAAUUUUUCCUCCCCCGUAUCAUUUCCACAGGAUGCCGGAGAGAUUCGAUCCUACCCCGUCGCGGGAAGCUGACGCAGUUCCGGGAAUGGCUGGGGGCGGGGUUCCGGGAAUGGCUGGGGGCGGGGUUCCAGGAAUGGCCGCGGUUCCGGUUCCGGUAGGAGGCCCACCUCUCACCCGGCAAAGAGCUCAGCGGGAGCUGUCUGUCUCAGCACCCGACUCCACUAUCAAGACCCUGCCCUUACGAGCCGCUGGACCUCCAGAUGCGGAUGGCAACCAGCCCCAUGUUUAUUGGCCUUUCGCAACUAGCGACCUCUAUAACUGGAAGGCACAGAACCCUAAGUUCUCCGAAAAACCGGGGAGACUUAUUGACUUGCUAGAUUCUGUUCUUUUCACCCAUCAGCCCACAUGGGAUGACUGUCAGCAGCUUUUACAGGUUCUGUUCACGACGGAAGAGAGAGAAAGGAUCCUCAGUGAGGCCCGAAAGAUGGUUCCCGGUGUAGACGGAAAUCCAACCACAAACCAGGCCCAGAUAGAUGUCUCUUUUCCCUUAACUAGGCCUGAAUGGGAUUUCAACACAGCAGAAGGUAAGGAGAGGCUCUUGGUCUACCGUCAGACUCUAAUGGGAGGUCUCCGCAGGGCUGCUAGAAAGCCCACCAAUUUGACCAAGGUAGGGAACGUACAGCAGGAAAGAGAUGAGUCUCCAGCUGCCUUUCUAGAACGGAUCAUGGAGGCAUAUCGCACCUAUACCCCCAUGGAUCCAGAAGCCCCUGAGAAUAAGGCAGCUGUAAUCAUGAGUUUUAUAAACCAGUCAGCCAUGGACAUUAGAAAGAAACUACAGAGAAUAGAUAGAUUAGGAGAAAAGAGUUUACAGGAUUUACUUGUAGUAGCAGAGAAGGUGUUCAAUAACCGAGAGCCCCCUGAGGAGAGGCAAGCCCGCGUCAUGGUGGCUGCCAGUGACAAGCAGACUCGAAACCUGGCCAAGAUUCUGCUAGCCACCACCAUGGAGUCCCCUGGGGAGCGGACCCGCCACCUCCGCCAGCUCGCUAAUGGCCAAGAAAGAGGUAAGAGAACUGCCCGGGACGGGAAAAGGAAGCUGCAACAGAACCAGUGUGCUUACUGCAAAGAGAUAGGGCACUGGGUCCGAGAAUGCCCAAAGAAGGCCGGUAAAAAGGGGAACAAGACAGACCGGGUGGAGGUCUUGGAGCUGGAAGGACUGAGUGAUUAGGGAAGUCGGGGUUCGGAUCCCCUCCCCGAGCCCAGGGUAACUCUUAAAGUGGAGGGGACACCUGUUGACUUCCUUGUCGACACUGGAGCACAACAUUCGGUUCUCCGCACACCUCAGGGGAAGCUAGCCAGCAAAAAGUCCUGGGUGCAAGGGGCAACUGGCAUGAGCCAGUAUUCAUGGACUACCCGAAGAACAGUAGAUCUAGGAACGGGCCGGGUAUCCCAUUCCUUCAUGGUAAUACCAGAAUGCCCCUACCCCCUAUUAGGACGAGACUUGCUAACCAAGAUUUGGGCCCAAAUAACCUUCAGACAAGGGGGGCCUCAGGUCACCGAUGGCGAAGGCCACCCCAUCCAGGUUCUGACUCUGAGACUGGAGGAUGAAUAUCGCCUCCACCAGGGGGCGCCCCCAGUAGAGAACAAUAUGGACAGGUGGCUGCAAGAAUUCCCCACAGCCUGGGCAGAGACGGGGGGAGUGGGGCUGGCCGCCCACAGGGCCCCAACGCUGGUAGAACUAAAACCAGGAGAAGGCCCGAUGAGAGUCAAACAGUACCCUAUGUCCCAGGAGGCUCGGAAGGGAAUCCAGCCUCACAUCCGGAGACUGCGAAGCCUAGGGGUACUGGUUCCAUGCCAAUCUGCCUGGAACACCCCCCUCCUGCCAGUCAGAAAGCCCCAUACGAAUGACUAUCGGCCAGUUCAGGACCUCCGGGAAGUAAAUAAAAGAGUCCUGGAUAUACACCCAACCGUUCCUAACCCAUACACUCUCCUAAGCUCUCUGGCACCCUCUAGAAUCUGGUAUACUGUAUUAGACUUGAAGGAUGCCUUUUUCAGCCUGCCGCUAGCGCCUCAAAGCCAACCCCUGUUUGCCUUCGAAUGGCAUGACCCUGAGGAAGGUUACAGUGGACAAUUAACCUGGACGCGAUUGCCCCAAGGAUUCAAGAAUUCACCCACCAUCUUUGACGAGGCGCUGCAUGAAGACCUCGGUGAGUACAGGAGGGAACACCCCAAUCUCACCCUUCUUCAAUACGUAGAUGACAUCCUGAUUGCUGCCGAUACAGCCAAAGAUUGUGAGCAAGGGACCAAAGAUCUGCUGGCCACCUUAGGAACCUUAGGGUACCGGGCCUCGGCGAAGAAGGCUCAGAUAUGCCAAAAGAGGAUGCCCCACUACAUGACUGUGCGGGAAUCCUGGAGCAGGUACAUGGACUUCGGAAGGACUUGACCGAUCGGCCCCUCCUGGAUGCAGAGGCCACCUGGUUCACGGAUGGAAGCAGCUUCGUGCGGAACGGGUGCAGGUAUGCGGGUGCAGCGGUGGUC